AUGACUAUCUUUCCGUUUUUGGAAGGAAAGCCUCUCGUAUGGGAUUCAACAUGUUCCGACUCCUUGUCCAAGACAAACAUGUUGGAAAAUGCCUUCAAUGCCGGCACAGCUGCGGAUAAAGCAGAGGACAUCAAGAAGAAGAAAUAUAAUGUCACAAACUUGCAAAAUUCGGGGGUGAUCGAGAGGACUAAUAUUUGUUAUAAACGAGAGGAUAGUAUUAGCUCUCGGGACCAUAGUUUUGACACGAUUCUUAACGAUCGCAAAUUCUUCAGUUGUCAAAUGGGGGUGAAAACGCAUCCUUUUCCUCAGUCGCAUCAAAAUCUCGUCGUGUCUCUGUUUGUUCGUUAUGUGUCUCGAGGUUUCCUGAGGCAAGAACUUUUGGCAUUAUUGCCUCUAAAGGGUCAAACCCGUGGUGAAGAUCUUGUUGGCGCAGUCGUAGAAUAUUUUGAAACGAAUUAUAUUCCUCUUAAUAAAAUCGUUUCAAUUUCAACUGACGGUGCUGAAAGCAUGCUGGGAUCGAGAAAGGGAUUUAUAACUUUAAUUAAAAUAAGAAUUGAUCAUGAAGUGAUUACUCUACAUUGUAUUAUCCACCAAGAAGCACUAUCUGCGCAAACGUUUAAGGAUUUUAGAAAAGAAAAAGCAACACUAUCGUUCGUUAUAAACCCUCUACGUGCUAAAGUCAGCAAUUUAAAUUUAUUGCCAUUUGAAAUCAACGCAGCUGAGUUCGAAAUGCAGCUAUUGGACUUGACAUGUAAGGAAUUAUGGGCAUCAAAAUUUAUUCGCCUUUCAGAAUUACUUGAAACCUUGGAACAGAAACAUUGUCUGGUUUCUUCUCUUUUAAAGAAUUUAGUCUAUGAAUCUCGCAGAGAUGAAGUUAUGAUUGUGCUCAGGUCUUGUCCACAAUGUCUUGCUAGACGACUUAGGAAACUCGAUCGAGUAUAA
Molecule: messenger RNA, 942 nt
Organism: Octopus sinensis (East Asian common octopus)
Lineage: Eukaryota; Metazoa; Mollusca; Cephalopoda; Octopoda; Octopodidae
Exons: 4
Coding region: 1-942 (313 amino acids)
Source: RefSeq, a predicted model, not a curated record